Molecule: messenger RNA, 1725 nt
Organism: Sturnus vulgaris (Common starling)
Lineage: Eukaryota; Metazoa; Chordata; Aves; Passeriformes; Sturnidae
Gene: FZD2
Product: frizzled class receptor 2
Biological process (GO): canonical Wnt signaling pathway; non-canonical Wnt signaling pathway
Cellular component (GO): plasma membrane
Molecular function (GO): Wnt-protein binding; Wnt receptor activity
Source: RefSeq, a predicted model, not a curated record
AUGGGCCCCCCCGGCGUGCUGCCCGCCCUGGCCUGGCUGCUGGCAGGGCUGAGCGUGCCGGCGCCGAGCCGGGCCCAGCUGCACGGCGAGAAGGGCAUCUCCAUUCCCGACCACGGCUUCUGCCAGCCCAUCUCCAUCCCGCUCUGCACCGACAUCGCCUACAACCAGACCAUCAUGCCCAACCUGCUAGGUCACACCAACCAGGAGGACGCAGGGCUGGAGGUCCACCAGUUCUACCCGCUGGUGAAGGUGCAGUGCUCGCUGGAGCUGAAGUUCUUCCUGUGUUCCAUGUACGCGCCUGUGUGCACGGUGCUGGAGCAGGCCAUCCCGCCGUGCCGCUCCAUCUGCGAGCGGGCGCGCCAGGGCUGCGAGGCCCUCAUGAACAAAUUUGGGUUCCAGUGGCCGGAGCGGUUGCGAUGUGAGAACUUCCCCCGGCACGGCGCCGAGCAGAUCUGUGUGGGGCAGAACCACUCGGAGGACGGUGGCUCCCCAGCACUGCUGACCAGUGCCACACCGCUGGCUGGCCAGGGCACCCCUGGCGCCCCCCGCUAUGCCACCCUCGACCACCCCUUCCACUGCCCACGGGCGCUGAAGGUGCCCAGCUACCUCAACUACAAGUUCCUGGGGGAGAAGGACUGCGCGGCGCCCUGUGAGCCCACCCGUCCCGAUGGCCACAUGUUCUUCAACGAGGAUGAGAUCCGCUUUGCCCGCAUCUGGAUCCUCAUCUGGUCUGUCCUGUGCUGUGCCUCCACGUUCUUCACCGUCACCACCUACCUGGUGGACAUGCAGCGCUUCCGCUACCCUGAACGACCCAUCAUCUUCCUCUCGGGGUGCUACACCAUGGUGUCAGUAGCCUACAUUGCCGGCUUUGUGCUGGAGGAGAAGGUGGUCUGCAACGAGCGCUUCCAGGAGGACGGCUACCGCACUGUGGUGCAGGGCACUAAGAAGGAGGGCUGCACCAUCCUCUUCAUGAUGCUCUACUUCUUCAGCAUGGCCAGCUCCAUCUGGUGGGUCAUCCUCUCCCUCACCUGGUUCCUGGCUGCUGGCAUGAAAUGGGGCCAUGAGGCCAUCGAGGCCAACUCCCAGUACUUCCACUUGGCCGCCUGGGCAGUGCCAGCCGUCAAGACCAUCACCAUCCUGGCCAUGGGGCAGAUCGAUGGGGACCUGCUGAGUGGUGUCUGCUUUGUGGGCCUCAACAACAUCGACCCUCUGCGGGGCUUCGUGCUGGCCCCGCUCUUUGUCUACCUCUUCAUCGGCACCUCCUUCCUCCUGGCCGGCUUCGUCUCCCUCUUCCGCAUCCGCACCAUCAUGAAGCAUGGCGGCACCAAGACGGAGAAGCUGGAGCGGCUCAUGGUUCGCAUCGGGGUCUUCAGCGUCCUCUACACCGUCCCAGCCACCAUUGUCAUCGCCUGCUACUUCUACGAGCAGGCGUUCCGCGAGCACUGGGAGCGCAGCUGGAUCAGCCAGAACUGCAAGAGCUUGGCCAUCCCCUGCCCGCUCCACUUCACCCCCCGCAUGACCCCCGACUUCACCGUCUACAUGAUCAAGUAUCUCAUGACUCUGAUCGUGGGCAUCACCUCUGGGUUCUGGAUAUGGUCGGGCAAAACCCUGCACUCCUGGAGGAAGUUCUACACUCGGCUCACCAACAGCAAGCAGGGCGAGACCACGGUGUGACCCCCCCGGCCCCACUGCCCUUCGGCCUGAAAUAUUUUUUUGGGGGUGGGG